Penicillium taxi is the source of this 1956-nucleotide messenger RNA. RefSeq names its product monooxygenase. Gene Ontology annotation, molecular function: monooxygenase activity; flavin adenine dinucleotide binding. The transcript has 5 exons. NCBI's taxonomy places the organism in Eukaryota, Fungi, Ascomycota, Eurotiomycetes, Eurotiales, Aspergillaceae. Bases 1 to 1956 code for a protein of 651 amino acids. The record is from RefSeq and is a predicted model, not a curated record.
AUGACCUCAGAUAACGAUGAGUCUCUCUCAAACGGCGAGUAUCCGCCGCGCGCGGACUUGCGAAAGAUGCUAGAUGAGCAUCCAUUGCCUGUUCUCACCCCGGGAUUAAUAGACCCGGUCACGAUGACUGCUAAUGAAGCGAACAGACAGGCAAAGGCCGUCUUAGACCAAUUCAACAAGGCACUUCUCGCCGAUGAUGCGAAAGAUCUUGAGAACUGCUUCUAUGCUGACCAGGCGUAUUGGAAAGACCAAUUGGCAUUGACUUACCACUUGCGUACAUUCACAACACCCGGUGUAAUUGCUGCCAGUCUUUUGGAAACAAAAGCCCUGAGAGGGCUUGCAGAUGGUAUGGAGAUCGAUAAAUCAGCUAUGUUCCUUCCAGUAACACCCGUUCUGCAAUACAUUCACUGCCCUUUUACUUUCCACACUAGCUCACCGGGUGCUACCUGCAGGGGCAAGAUACUGCUUCUUCCUGUUGUUGAAGCUGGUAGUCAAACGAUCGAUUGGAAGAUUUGGAUAUUGAGUACCAGACUCGAAAGCCUUGAUCUGCAACAUGAGGAUCUGGAACUAUUAAAGUCGCCGAAAGAAGAAUUUGGAAAACUUGAGAGCUAUACGAUUGAUGUUUGCAUUAUUGGAGGUGGAAAUGCUGCGGUUGCUCUAUCUGCCCGUCUCAAGGCCCUCAACGUCACAAGUGUGAUGCUCGAGCAAAAUCCCCAUCCAGGCGAUAACUGGGCUCUUCGCUAUGACUGCAUGCAGUUUCAUAUUCCGACAUCAUACUGUGAACUGCCCUACCUGUCUUAUGACAAGGGGCUCCAAACGCCACAUUUCUUGACUCGCGAUGAGCUGGCCUCACAGAUACGGCGAUACAUAGAAGCGUUUCAUCUCAACACUAUCAACUCGGCACAGAUUAAGUCAACCCAUUACAACAAGAUAGCCGAGAAAUGGGAGAUUAUUUACAGAACUCCUGCUGGACAGCAUAAGGUUACCGCAAGACAGCUUGUCAUGGCGACAGGUAUAGGAUCGCAGAAGCCCAAUAUGCCACAUAUUGCAGAUCGUGAUGUGUAUAACGGUAUUAGCAUCCAUUCGGCUAGAUACAAGAGUGCCAAGCUACUGAAGGAGCAGGGUGCCAAGUCCGUCAUUGUUGUUGGCUCUGCUAAUACAGCUUUCGAUGUACUCGAAGACUGCAAUGCUGCAGGUCUUCAGUCAACAAUGGUCGUCCGAUCUCCAACAUACAUCCUUCCCGUGGACUAUGUCUGUGACAAACUCGCUCUAGGUGCCUACGAUGCUGGCGUCGAGGAAGCCGAUGAUAUCUUCAUGUCAUUACCGGCCUACGUUGAUGGCCAGCUAGUCCGAGGUCUGCUCGCGAUGUUCGCAUCCAAAGAACCCGAGAGAUAUGCUGCCCUUGAAGCAGCAGGGUUCCCCGUCAUCGAUAGCCGUGAUCCAAGUUCAGUUCUAAACCAUUACAUACUAGAGAGAGCUGGCGGUCACUAUAUUGAUGUAGGUGGCACUAAGGUACUGGAAACUGGUCAAGCCGGAGUAAAGGCUAAUGUUGAGCCGGUUGCGUUCACCACCGGCGGCCUUCGAUUUUCAGAUGGCAGCACUGUUGAUGCGGAUGCUGUGGUCUGGUGCACCGGCUUUGUAGUGAAUGUUGGUGAGACUGCGGCUGAGAUUUUCGGAGGAUCAUCUGAUACAAGCGUCAAUGCUGAUGAGAGUGAACAUCUCCUGGGUCCUCUUGAGAUAGCUUCCCGUCUUGAUAGUACGUGGGGUGUGGAUGUCGAGGGAGAAAUCCGUGGAGUGUGGAAGCGCCAUCUCCGACUUGACAACUUCUGGACGACGGGCGGCCAAACCCAGCAACAUCGGUGGCACUCGCGUACACUUGCACUCCAACUUAAGGCUGCCUUGGAGGGUGUUUUGCCGCCAGCUUACCGGAGGACACCCAUUCUGUCCAGGGACUAA